Procambarus clarkii (red swamp crayfish) is the source of this 4709-nucleotide messenger RNA. RefSeq names its product epimerase family protein SDR39U1. The record is from RefSeq and is a predicted model, not a curated record. Lineage: Eukaryota; Metazoa; Arthropoda; Malacostraca; Decapoda; Cambaridae.
CGAAACCUACGAUGUCCGAAAUGGCUAUGUACGAACAAACCAAGAGAGAGGCAAGAGGCUUGGUGCCCGGGCGGGACGGAAGUGGUUGGGCACGUUGCCUUUCACCUAAUGCCUCUCUUCACCCAGCAAUAAACAGGGCUGCUGCGACACCUUGGUGACUACUCCCAGGGCUGCUGCGACACCUUGGUGACUACUCCCAGGGCUGCUGCGACACCUUGGUGAUUACUCCCAGGGCUGCUGCGACACCUUGGUGACUACUCCCAGGGCUGCUGCAACACCUUGGUGACUACUCCAGGGCUGCUGCGACACUUUGGUGACUACUCCCAGGGCUGCUGCGACACCUUGGUGACUACUCCCGAGGCAGUUGCGACACAACACCCUCCUCACCUGCUUCACUAUGACCGUUCACCUUUCAACUGUUGUUAUCGGGGGAGGUACUGGCUUUAUCGGUACAGCUCUUGGCCGCAGCCUCAGGCGUCGCGGUUAUGACGUUCUAACUGUCUCGAGAAAACCGGGGCCGUACAGCAUAACAUGGGGUGACUUCAACAAGACAGGUUUACCCGACUCAACAACAGCAGUAAUCAGCCUUGCUGGCCAGAAUGUAUUGGAUCCAAUGAGGCGAUGGACUGAAGGUUUUAAACAAAAUGUUUGGGCAUCGCGAAUCAACACGACAAGGUACUUGGCUCAGGCUAUUCAAGCAGCAAGUGUUAAACCCAAGGUGUUUGUGACUGCGUCAGGGGUGGGGUUUUAUCCAGCAAAUCAAGAUGAAGUGUAUGACGAGGAUGGCCCCGGGGGGGAUUUUGAUUUUUUGUCUCGUCUGUGCUCGGACUGGGAAAAUGCAGCAAACCUUCCAUCCGACCUUGGUGUGAGAGUAGUGAAGAUAAGAACAGGUGUUGUCCUUGGUCGUCAGGGCGGAAUGGUUCAACAGCUCUUCUUGCCGUUUUACAUGGGUCUUGGGGGUCCGGUGGGAAGUGGUGAACAACCUAUGCCUUGGAUCCACAUUGAAGAUAUAGUCGGCAUUUUCAUCCACUCAAUUGAAUCGGAAAAUGUCACUGGAGUGGUCAAUGGAGUGGCACCGCAAAUUUUAACAAACAAGGAAUUUGCAACAGCUUUUGGAAAAGCUCUUUGGAGACCAUCUGUCAUACCCCUGCCAACAUUUGCGGUAAACAUGCUUUUCAAUGAAGAACGAGGUAAAAUUAUGACAGAGGGACAAAAGGUAAUCCCAAAGAAAGCUCUUCAAACCGGAUAUUCAUUUAAGUACCCAAAUAUUACCGUUGCUGCAAAAGAAUUUGCAAGGCUUAUAUAUGCAGAUAACAUGCAUAUAUAGGCUUGGGUCAUGCAUAUUUAGAACUUCUCUAUUAAUAAAUUUUGUUUAUUUGCGCUGCAGCUCAAGAAAACUCUAAACAAUUGUAUUUAUAUUAUAUAAAUAGGUUAAACAGUAUGCAUUGGAAUUUCUUUUAUUGCCCAUUUUGGAGGGCAAAAACACAAGAAUUUGUGUAGCAUCUCCCCAUAAAUUUUUGUUUAAGCGUUCAAAUAAUCAGCCUUAAUGUACACUACACAGUACUGUAUAUACAUUAGUAUAUAUAUAUUAUUUUUUUUACUUGCAUGUUGAAUGCUGCACAAAAACUACAGUACUGUGUAUGUAUUUACAGUAUAACAAAGUUAUAAAAAUGUUUUUACUUUAUAAUUGUAAUUUUAUGUAAUAACAUCGUACUCAUUUGGUUCCUAUUGACAGGAAGCAUGUUAGACUUAUCGAAGUCCUGGCAGGCCAAUUAAUGAUCUUCACCAGGAUGUGAGCCACAAUGGUUACCUACCUUUUGGGUAUAUAUAUUUACUGCUAGAUGAACAGUGGCACCAGGUGAAAGAAAGCAUGUCUAAACAGCACAGAGCAUCAUCUUGCCUUACCAACAGCAGCCUCAUUCAUUUGUGUUAACUACUUAACAUGAGCCUAGUACAGUCCCUUGUGCCUAACUUAAUUAACAUAUUGUUUCUGUAUUUCCUGUGAAUAUUUUAUAUUUUUGCCUUCAUGGGUCAUAAAGGAGAAAUGAAUUUAUCACCAGUAAUACUAGACUUUAGAUAUUUAUAAGAGCCAUGACACAGCCGAGGAUAUUUGGCUUGCAUGUGGUACAGUAGUACCGGUGAUGCUACCAGGUGGGGAAUGUAUGUAGAUAACCACCUCACUUAGAGGAGACUAUCUCAUCACAUUUUGCUAGCUUUCACACUAUUAAACCAAGAUUUAACCCCUCAACUGCGCCGGCCAACAAAUGUCGUUUUGAGUUAUACUUAUUAUUUUUUUUUAAUUAGGCUAUAUUUUAAUGUUUUCAUUACUCUGUGUUUUGAAAUGAAAAUAGUUUAGUUUGGAAAUAUUUUGACAUUAACUUUACCUGAACAUUUAUAAAAACAACAAAAAUAUGUCCUUAGCAAUUGCACUUUUUGGCAAAAACUUCAAAAAGGUGCAGAGUGCAGGAGUUGAGCAAUCCUCUGAUUGAUUGAUCCCAUCAAUGUGCCUCUAACCUCUUCCAUCUACUGCCCAUGUGACAGGUAUGGGUUGCAUACUAAAUGAACAAAUCAAUCUGUGAUUGGGCAAACUCUUUUUAAUGUACAGUAGUAUUAUUCUUUUAUACUAUAUUGGUAUUUUUCUAUGUCUGCAAUCUCCCUAAUUUUUAUGCAGAAAAUCCCGAAGGACAAAUGCUGUCACCUCUAUGAAUGUGCAAUAUUGGAUAACACUACACUAUAGUGGUCCAGCCUCGUCCCAGGACGCAAACAGUCCAUCCCACUUGGUGCCCAGCACAGCAACGUGCAAUUUAUAUAUUUCUAUUUUCGGGUUGUAACUAUGAAUUUUUACGUUAAAAUGUUUGGAAGUGAACGCUCUAGAUCACCGAUGCAAAAAAUGACUACGUGCAAUAUAGUUUGUAUGUUGCAUAUACUGUAUACAGUAUAUAGUGUUAACGAUGUACGACCUCGUAUAACUAACUUGGGACUUAUUGAGAAGUAUUAUAUUGAUAUUAUCACAUGUGUAAAUCAUGAUGUGGUAGGUAAAGCAUAAAUUUUCUGUAAUUGUGUAAAUAUUAUUGCUUUAUUGGAUAAAUUUGAGAAUAAAAUAAGUGUAUUUAACAUGUCAGGUGUGGUUAGUGAAGGUAUAUAAUAAUGUACACGUAGUUCAUAAGCACGAAGGGAAAAAAUGAAUGAAACAAAUGAAAACUUUUUCAGUGAAAAGUUUCUAUCAAGAUUCCCAUGGUUUUAUAAUUGAACUAGUAAUUAAUCUAUUAUUUUAUCAAUGUUUGCAUUUCACAUCAUGUAAUAAGUUUUAAUUAUAAUUUUUUCUUAAAUUUAAAAGCGCACAGUACAAUCACACAUAGUAUUUAAUUGUUAUCAUAAAUUUUAAAUUAAUUUCUUCAAGAUAGUAUGUGAUGUAUAAUACAAUAUCUGGCCUUAUGAAAUCUUCCUUAAGUAAAUUAUGGCCUUCAUGUGAUACAGCAGCUCACCCUUGUGUGUCACAUCUCAAAGGUGACACACACAAAUGAGUAGAUUCAAUAGUCCGAACCACUUUCCUUAGCACUUCUACUUUAGCUAGAAUAAGAACUGUUGGAAUUUUUUUGGGUAAUGAACCUACAUAGCCUUCCCGGCUAGUUAAUCAACCAAGUAUCAACCAAUGAGCCAUAUUUAACUGUCCUUUGAAUCAGCUAUAUAGUUGUACAGGCUUAGUGCUUUCUCCACAUAACUAUUGUACCUUAUUCCUGGAAUCGGGAAAUCAAGUGUGGAGCAUGAAUCUCGCAGCAGAUUUUGAACGAUGUGCAGAGGGAUCCAGAUUUGGGAAGGUGCAUGGUAUAGUGAACACCCUUCUAAAAAAUUUACAAUGAAAUGAUUGGCUAGCUCUAUAUAUAUACAUUGGACAGGUCUUCUAACCCUGACCGAGUAUAAUCCUUUAUCUUGUUUAUAAACUGUGCCUUUUGGUUAUCCCACACUCUUGACGGUGCUACAGUGCCUUCCCGGCUUGGUGUCUUCUUUUGAUAAUUACGUAUUUAUAGACUGUAAAUGUGAAACAUCACGAACUGUUCACAAUAUGAUGCUGAAAUGUGUUAUGGUAAUUGGAAUAUCAAUUAAUAUUCAAACAAUGAUAAUAAAUGACCAUUUAUUAGUACAUAGCCAUCUUUUGUUAAUAGUUUAAUUUUUUUUAGUUUAAGCUAGUUUAUUCAAAAAAAUUAUGGCGACUCAAAUUAUGGUAAUUAAAUUUGGUUGCAGUAAUUUAGUUUGCCUCAUUAGAAAGCUAAAAUAUGUUUAUUAAAGUGUAACUGAAAUUGUGAAGAAAUUUGGAAAUUUAAAAAAAUACGAAACUCAUUAAAUACUCAGAAUUUAGUAAAAAAAAAAAAAAAAAAGUUGCACAUUUUGCAGCAGGUGUGACACUGUGCAUCGUGCAAUCACUUCCACAAUGUUGGAUAGGCACUAACAAAAAUAUUCAAGGAUUUAAGCACAUUAAAUCUCAAACCAUUAAUUUUAUCUGCAAAAAUGUAGCGCCUAAAACUUUCAACAUGGUGAAUUAUAAAUAAAUUUGAAUACUGUAUACUAUAAUGGAAUGUCACCUUUUUUUUUUUUGCUAAAAAAUAUGGCAACACUCCAGUAUGCUGGGAUUCUAAGUGCUGUUUGUGAUAAUAAUGAAAACUGUAGAGUUGGCAGAGUUCUUUCAAAUAAAGCUUAACAUCUUAUGAAAA